This is a messenger RNA of Anolis carolinensis (green anole), 1203 nucleotides long. RefSeq names its product olfactory receptor 4Q3-like. Gene Ontology annotation, cellular component: plasma membrane. Lineage: Eukaryota; Metazoa; Chordata; Lepidosauria; Squamata; Anolidae. Gene Ontology annotation, biological process: G protein-coupled receptor signaling pathway. The transcript has a single exon. The coding region runs from base 265 to 1203 and encodes 312 amino acids. Gene Ontology annotation, molecular function: G protein-coupled receptor activity; olfactory receptor activity. The record is from RefSeq and is a predicted model, not a curated record.
ACUACUGCUUACUAUAUAAAUGGUACUAGAAUGUCAACAUGAUGGUUGGAAUACAACACAGAAAGUAAGAUGCUUAAUGGGCAGAACAUGCAAACUGGGCUACCUGGAUUGGAUUAUAGCAAUCCUACUUAGCUGCAUGCCAAUACCUGCAUUUCCUGCUUGUAUUCUCAUGUAAUUUUUACAUUACAUAUUGUUUAUCUUAAUAUUGAGACAGAGAAAUGAUAACUGUUAACUUCAUGUCUUCCCUUAGCAUCAGUUCUGACCAUGAAUGGAAGCACAGUUUCUGAGUUUAUUUUGCUGGGCUUCCACUUCCCCUGCUCUGUUCAGACCUACCUCUCCACUCUAGUCCUGGCUUGCUAUGCCGUCACUCUUCUGGGCAACUGCUUGAUUUUGGCAACUGUUCUGUCUGAGCCUCAUCUCCGAAACUCUCCCAUGUAUUUCUUCCUCGCCAAUCUGAGCCUUACUGACAUGACCUUUGCUUCGGUAGCAGCCCCCAAAUUUGCAGCAGAUCUGUUGAAGUGUGGCCAUUCCAUCUCCUAUGCAGGCUGCAUGGGGCAGUUGUUCUACCUCCACCUUUUUGGAGGAGCCGAGAUGCUUCUCCUCUCCGUUAUGGCCUACGACCGUUAUGUGGCCAUCUGCCACCCGCUGAGAUACGGGGCCAUCAUGGACCGGCAGUAUUGCUUCAAAAUGCUUGCUGUCUGUUGGACAGGAGGCUUCCUUCACUCCACCAUCCACGCAGCAGUGCUUGCCCACUUGCCCUUUUGUGGACCCAAUGUCCUCGAUAACUUCUACUGUGAACUUCCAGAGGUGCUUAAGCUUGCUUGCAUGGAUAUCUAUGCUUCUGAGGUCAUCACAAUAGUGAACAGUGGCUUGAUAACUCUACCGUGUUUUUUGACCCUGCUGAUCUCUUAUUCCAUGAUCCUGACCACUGUGUGUAGCCGUUUUGGGAAAGGUGGAGCGAAGGCUUUGUCCACUUGCGGUUCCCACUUAAUGGUGGUCAGCCUCUUCUAUGUGCCCUGCAUUAUUGUGUAUUUGAAACCUUUCUCCAACUCCCAGAAGAACAAAGUGGUUUCCACAUUUUACAUGCUUGCUACACCAGCCCUCAAUCCUUUCAUCUACACGCUGAGGAACCAAGAAAUCAAAGAAGCCAUGAGGAAGCUGAAACAUAAAUGUAAGCUCCUUUUGGUACCUCAAAGGGAAUAG